Molecule: messenger RNA, 1527 nt
Organism: Xiphophorus couchianus (Monterrey platyfish)
Lineage: Eukaryota; Metazoa; Chordata; Actinopteri; Cyprinodontiformes; Poeciliidae
Gene: hemgn
Product: hemogen
Exons: 4
Coding region: 105-1151 (348 amino acids)
Source: RefSeq, a predicted model, not a curated record
GGAGGAGGGGUGGGAGGCAAUAGACAACACAGUUUUUUUUUCUGUUCUCUGCUCUGUUUGCUUGCGCGCCUUUACAGUUGAAUUCAUUCAUAUCUGCAGCCAGAAUGGAGGAGACGUCGCAACAGGAGAAUUUACAAGAAGUGGAGAAUAAAAACCAACUUGAGGAGGAAGGCGGGAUCCGGCGGCGACUGAGAGACAGGGAGCUUCUCAGGAAGAGAAAAGCCGAAGCAGAAGAGAAGGAAACUAACCAGUGGGUUUUUGGGGUGGAGAGCCAGAGGAAAAGGUCAAGAGGCGAGAACAAGAGUGGGACCAAGAGGAGAGGGAGGCCUCGGAAGACCGACCCUGUCCUGCAGUUCCCAGUGAUUCAGGAUGAGACUGCAGAGGCCAACUCGGGUCAAAUACUGACCUCUCAGACUGGCGUCCCAGCUGUGGAGUCACAACAAGCUCCAGAUGUAGAUGCACCUGCUCCUGUGUCAGUCCGAAACUCACUUUUUGAGAAGCUAGAGGUAGAUUUUGCUCCAGUUCCUGCCCAGUAUUCAGCUCCAGAUGUGCAGGUUCCAAUACAAAAUCCCUAUGCCGCUUCAGUCCCAGUACAAGCUCAAUACGCAGCUCCAGAACCAGUACAAGAUCCCCAUGCUGUGUCAGUCCCAAUACAAGCUUCCUAUUCUGCUCCAGUCCCAGUAAAACCUCAAUAUUCUGUCCCGGUCCCAGUAAAAGCUCCCUAUGCCGCUCCGGAACCAAUACAAGUUCCCUAUGCUGCUUCAGUCCCAGUAAAAGCCUCCUACAUGGUACCAAUCCCAGUUCAACCUCCUGAUGAUGACCCAUUUGAAGUUCAAACCUCCGAUGAUGUCCCAGUUCAAUUUCCAGAUGCUUCUCCAGUCCGAGCUCCAUCCCAGGACGUUCCAGCUCCUCCCCAGGUGGAGGCGCUCUACCCAGAGUCUCCAGACAGUGAGACCCCAGACCAGGUUCUGAUAGAAGACUUGGGCCCGGAUGAUGAAGAGGACGUCUCUCCUUCAGAAAACGACAGAGCAGAUGAAGGUUUAGAUGAAACUCCACUGAUGAACACGGUCGACCAAAACAAAAUAUACUCUGUCCCAACGCUGUCCAGCCCUCCUCUGCCUCAAGAAUACCUGCCAGGGAAUCAGAUAUAAACUUUCCCCAUCAAAUGUUGCUUCAGUCCAGAUCAAGAAAACCCAGAUCCCUUUUUUUCUUGUUUAAGGUCUCACUGUGUGUCUCAAGUUUAUUUUGGUUAGUGUGCUUUUCUUAUUGCAGAGAGACAAUUGUUAUUGCUCAUGUGGAAAAAAAAUGCUUGAAUGCAAACCAUACCUGCAUUGGUUAUUUAUUCUGAAAUGUGCUUCACUGCAAACUAAUACAAAUUUGUCUUUUAUUUUUUUGUACUUCGCAUUGAGUAAAGAGCAAAAUUUUACUUUCAUUAUCUAAUGAAAGAAUAACUUGUAAUUGUAUGUGUAAUAGUGGAUUGUCUUUCAUUUAAUUUUGUAAAAACAAUUUAAUAAAAUUCCCUGCUUA